Molecule: messenger RNA, 696 nt
Organism: Trichomonas vaginalis G3
Lineage: Eukaryota; Parabasalia; Trichomonadida; Trichomonadidae
Exons: 1
Coding region: 1-696 (231 amino acids)
Source: RefSeq, a predicted model, not a curated record
AUGAGUCCUUCUUUUUGUGUCUAUGUAUCUGCAAUAAAAAAUUAUAAAAAUGAAAUUAAUGAAUCCACAAUUUUCGAUUGUGGUGUAUUAGAAGGAGGAUGUCGUCUUCUAAUAUACAUGGAUGGUGGCAGACAAAUCAUUGAUCGAUGUAAUAUCACAUCAAACAGAGUCAAUGAAGAUAUUGGAGGAUACUCAAUGUCAUCAAUUUCCACAGAUUCAUUUAUAAAAUACACCACAAUUAGAUCAAACAAUCAAUCAACUAGUUAUUAUUUUGGUUUAUGUUAUCACCAUUCAUCAACUUAUGAUAAAUUGAUUUCAGCAAUUUCAUGUAGUUAUGUUGAAAACAGACAGAUUAAUACAGAUGGAAGAUUAAUAGCAACAGCUACAAAACUUUCUAUGUUUGAUUGCUGCAUUUUAAGAAAUGAAUUCACUUAUACAUUUUAUCUCAUUAGUCAAGGCUCGAUCGUAUUUAAUAGUUCAUUUGCAGACAAAUAUUCAGCAACAUCAGAGGCAAGCUCUGUUAAAUAUGUUAACACAUUUGCAAGUUCAGAAUGCAAAUAUUAUCAAGUAGAUAUUAUCGAAAAUGAAAAUAAAGAAAAUAGUGAAUAUGAAGAAGCUGAAUUAUAUGACGUUGAAAAAAUCAAACGAAUUGUUCGAUAUCUUGAUAGAAAAUCUAAUUUCAUUCAAUUUUUAUAA